CGCUGCUGGAAGGUCUGAGCAGUGCCAAGGAGGAGCUUGGACUGCGGCACAUCGGACUCUCCCUCACCAGCAUGGAGAAGGUUUUCCUAAGGGUUGGGGAAAUCAACUCAGGAGAAUCUCAAGUAGAGUCGAGUCUGGGAUCAAGACCCGUCAGCCAAAAUGGAAAUUCCGCGAAUGGCCUUAACGACAUUCCAACGAUAGUAUCAUGUGAUGACAAGCUUCAUAAUAGUCAGCAACAUCUCGUCAGCAACACGAACUUGGUGGAGGGACGUUUGACUGGAAAGCUGCUACUGGGGCAAAGAAUGAAGGCCUUAUGGGUCAAGAGGUUGAUUUACUUUCAAAGGAAGUGGGUCCUCCUUGUAUCACAGGCUCUCCUUCCUGUGCUGGUGACCAUCGCCUGCCUCCUGAUGGACGCUUCAUUGUCCUCCACCGGGUCGCGUCAGCCGCCCAGGGAACUCAGCCUCUCCAUGUUUCCCUACAGCCAGUCCUUCGUAAAGUAUGAUCCUGGCCUUGAUGACCUCGCAGAUGCUUACGAGUCGCUCUUCAGGGGACCGUACAAGGUCAGCUCGACAGACAACAUGGAUGCUUCGUUGCUGAAGGAGGGCGAGGAGAAUAUCUUGAAAUACCGAGAGAACAACAUCUGCUCUGCUGAGUUCUUUGACAAGGGUUCUGGCGUGACAGCAAUGCGCAUGCGGUACCAGAGCAUCCCCAUCCACUCCCCUGGCAUCAGUACGUCCAUCAUCACCAACGCUCUCCUGCGCCUCGCCACUAACUCCAGCGACCACUCCAUCACCACCACCAACUAUCCACUUCCCCGCAACCAAAAACUGAAGGUGACCGAAGACUACUCGUCCACCAGCUCCCUCGUUUACGCCAUGCUGAUGCCUCUCGCCCUGGCACUCCUCUCCGCCUCCUUCAUAGUCUUCCCCUUGCAAGAGCGACAAACUAAGGCCAAACAGGUGCAGGUAAUGACCGGGGUGCCGCUGUGGGUGCUGUGGGUCACCACCUUCCUCUGGGACUACGGCACAUACCUCGUCUCCUCGCUCCUUAUCUUCGCCGCCUUUAUGAUCGGCGACUCCCAGGAAUACUUCACCGUAGACGACGCUCCUGGAGCGCUUAUCUUGCUGCUUCUGCUCUACGGUUGGGGCAGCAUCCCUCUGGCCUACGUGUUCAGCUUUUUCUUCCAGACUGCUGCCGCUGGGUUCUCCGUCAUCACGCUCAUUAACAUUGUGGCAGGCAUGAUCAUCACCACGGCCGUAUCUGCCCUCGAAAUGUCACAGCAGCCCAAAAUGCUUGUCGUCAGCGACGCCCUGCACUGGAUUGCGUCCCUGCUCCCCACCUACCCUGCGUCCAUGGGUUUUCAACAUUUGGUGAUGACGAGUGACUACAACAGCCGCUGCGAUAUCUUCAAUGAGACCCUAAAACUGGAGCUGUGCGACACCCUCUAUAACUUUGACCCCUUUAACUCCUUCAUGCCCUGCUGCCCCGAGUGUGCCAGCCAUGGGCAAGAAGUUUGCUUCCAGAAGAGAAGUUAUUUUGUCUUUGAUGAGUACGGCAUGUCCCGAGAUAUGUUGACACUCACCAUCAACGGAUUCAUCUUCUUCGCCAUCCUCUGCCUCAUCGACUCAGGCGUCUUCAGAAAACUAGGUGUUCUGCUGCGAGGUCUGUGUAAGAAAGCUGCGACUGCCCAUGCUCCUGAGGUUCCCGCGGACGAUGACGUGUUGGCCGAGAUUGCCUUGGUGGAGAACCUAAUGACUGGCGCGCCACUUGACCCGCUGCGCGAGGCAAGCUUGGUAGUGAGCAGCCUCUCCAAGACGUUCGUGAGCUCCCCUCGGCCAGCAGUCAAUAACAUCAGCUUUCACGUGGGUCGAGGAGAGUGUUUAGGGCUGCUUGGCGUUAAUGGCGCCGGCAAGACCACCACCUUCAAUAUGCUGACUGGGGAUGAAGUGCCCACCACCGGGGACGCCAGGAUAGGCAGCACGUCCCUCAGGACCGACAUAGGGAAGUUCGUGCAGCAGAUCGGCUACUGUCCCCAGUUCGACGCCAUGUUGGGGGAACUCACGGGGGAAGAAAUGUUGACCCUGAUGGGCCGUCUGCGAGGCAUCAAUGACUCAAGUUUACCGGCCUCCGUCAGUAAACUGAUACACCUUUUAGGAUUGAGUGAAUGCGCGCAGCGGCCCUCCUCCACCUACUCCGGUGGAACCCGCAAGCUGUCCACAGCCAUGGCCCUGAUCGGGGAGCCCCCUCUGGUGUUCCUGGACGAGCCCACCUCCGGUGUAGACCCCACCUCCCGCCGCCGUGUGUGGGGGGCCGUCAGCCAGGCGGUGGCUGGGGGGCAAAGUGUGCUGCUCACGAGUCACUCUAUGGAGGAGUGCGAGGCGCUCUGCUCCCGCAUCAUUAUCAUGUCGCGCGGGACGCUGCGCUGCGUCGGCACCUCGGGCCACCUCAAGGCCAAGUUCGGUCAAGGCUACAGCCUGCAGGUCAAGCUUAGGACACAUGACCCCCGCCUGGAGGACGAGCGGCAGUACACAGCCUUCGUGGAGCAGCUCAGGGCCACCAUUCACCUCCGUCUGCCUGGCACCGUGCUCAUCGACCAACAUAAGGGCAUGUUAGCCUUCAGAGUUUCUAAGCAAGUCUCGUGGAGUCACCUCUUCUCCGUGAUGGAAGCGUUGAAAAGCGGCCAUGAAGCGGUAAGUGACGGGGACAGCAACGCCAUGGUGGAGCCGCUUGUGGAGGACUACGCUGCCUCCGACGCCUCCCUGGAGCAGGUGUUCCUGUCCUUCGCGCGAGAGAGUGUACCAAACAGCCCUAUGCCCUCAGACUCUGCAGCAUAUAUUACGCAGUUAUGAGUUAUUAUUCCUGAAGACCAACGUUCCAAUCAUACGGCACCAGCUGGUAAUUUUCAGCCAUCGCCGAGUGGCGGAGGAUUACCCACCUUGUGCCCAGAUCAUCAGUCAACUGUAACUCCAGCGGCCUCGACCAAAGGGAGUACGUAGGUCAGCGUGGGCCAGGCAAGGGAUGUAUCACAGCAGCCACAUCAGACACAACGGGCUGGAGCCGACCACCAGCCUCUUCAAGGUAGCCAACCGGCACAAUGGGCUGAAAAUGAAAAAAAUACACAACGGAAUUAAUAGACUUAGAUUCUCUCUCUCUCUCUCUCUCUCUCUCUCUCUCUCUCUCUCUCUCUCUCUCUCUCUCUCUCUCUCUCUCUCUCUCUCUCUCUCUCUCUCUCUCCCCCCCUUCGUUACCAGUUCCUCGAUGCUGUACACAGAUUUACACACAAUAUUAAUAUAGCAAUCAUAAGUACGAAUUCUUAACAUUCGUGGAUGAGGAGGGAGAAAGAUGCUCCACUGGGCAGGCGUAGUAGAACAUUAUCUCAUUCCUCCUCUCUCAUUCUUCCUUCCGUCCAGCUAUCAAUGUCACGUUUCAAAGCUUUUACUUUCAUUACUUUUAUUCAUAGAGAAUGAGCUGAAUGAAGUCGCAGGAACCUUGUAAAGGCAGCUGGCUUCAUCUCCAAAGGAAAAGAUAACAAUUUAAAAUGGGAAAACCAAAAAAUGUAUUUGAUAAAACAAUUUAAAAAUGGAAAAACAUGUAUAUACUCAGAAUAUAUUUACAUAUAACAUCAGCUUAUUUUAGAACGGCUUAGAAAACUGAAUAAUGCCACAGUAAUUUAUAAUGAUCUGUGCUUUAUAUGCUUUCAGCUAUUAUAAUGAUACAAUAUUUACUAAUGAUCUGUUGUCGAUUUAAGAUGUUUUAAAUGUUCCAAUUUUAGCAAUGAUCUGCUUUUAACUUAGGAUGACUUAGUACUACUUGAAGUAUGAGUGGCACUGACGAUUAAGAUAACAUUCAACAAGAGACCGUCAAGCAAUAUUUUUACAUUGUAUGCAACUCAUUGUCUCAUUUACCCUCAUAAUAUAUUAUUUUCUCAAGCAC
Messenger RNA from Eriocheir sinensis (Chinese mitten crab), 3933 nucleotides. RefSeq names its product ATP-binding cassette sub-family A member 17-like. Gene Ontology annotation, cellular component: membrane; intracellular membrane-bounded organelle. Gene Ontology annotation, molecular function: ATP binding; lipid carrier activity; ATP hydrolysis activity. Gene Ontology annotation, biological process: lipid transport; transmembrane transport. The record is from RefSeq and is a predicted model, not a curated record. Lineage: Eukaryota; Metazoa; Arthropoda; Malacostraca; Decapoda; Varunidae.